AUGGAACAGAAUUCUUUCUUUAGCUUUGCCCCAAUUAAAAAAAAAACAGUAAAACCAGAAGCUGCAAAAAGAAAAUCGCGCGACAAAUUAAGCUCUAAAAUCCUAACAUCCACACCUAUGAAAGAACAACUAGAAGAAGCUGAAAAAAAACGACGAAAUGCAGCAGACAAAAAAGCUAAAUCUGUUAAAAGAAAUUUUUACAUUUCGGAGAAGAAAGUCAAAAAGGAUGAGAAGAAAAUCAAGAAAUUGACAAUAAAAAGAAGAAAGCUAUCCGAAUCAAGCUCAAGUAAUGAAUCAGAAUCCAGCAACGAUCUUUGUGACGACGAUGAGUUAGAUGAUGUAGACCUUUACGAACAUUUUGCCAAUGCGAUGGGAUCUGAACAGACUGAAGAGUUAUGCGGCAUUUGCAAUAAAUUUGGUCGCGAUGGAGAACUAUGGUAUCGGUGCAUUCGCUGUUCAACUUGGAAUCAUGCAGCAUGCAGUGGCGCUGACCAAGCUGAAGGAUACCUUUGUGAUUUUUGUAGUCCUGAAAAAAUUAAAUAG
This is a messenger RNA of Ceutorhynchus assimilis (cabbage seed weevil), 543 nucleotides long. NCBI's taxonomy places the organism in Eukaryota, Metazoa, Arthropoda, Insecta, Coleoptera, Curculionidae. The record is from the annotation of a GenBank genome assembly.